ACGGUUAUGUGCAACUUACAACUGAUAGAACAAAAGAAUGAGGACAAAAUAGUAAAACAGAAGAACUACUAUCUUUCACGCAGUACUGCAGCUCAUUAGUUUGGAAUCAUGUUUAAUGGAUUAAUAGUCAUUUUGACUUUGAUGUUACAUAUUUAUCAGACUUAUGGAAGCUGUGAAAAUAGUAUUUUGUUACCGGAGCUUGCCAAAAGAUCGCGGACAUACAAGGCAGAUGCAGCUGGUACACAAGGCAGUGACCCCAUUGUCGUCGACAACUUUUUAUCGCCACAAUGGUACAAAGUGUCAUUUGAUGGCCAGCAAUAUUUGAUGCCGGAUGCAAAUUCGAUGCCUGCGUAUGAACAGUGUGGAACCAUCCAACCUAUUUAUCUCAGUGGUACACAUCCAGAUAAAGGUACAUUAAAUGAAGUACCACACACAUUUAUCGCUUGCGAGCUUUAUCCUCAUAAUGUCUGUGAAAAUGAAAUUGAAAUCCAGAUAAGGAUAUGUGACGGUUCAGUGCAAUACUACCUACCAAGAACAAGUAAUAAUGCAGCUUAUUGUUUUGAUCCUCCGGAUUUGCAAAAUGUGAGAGAUUUCUCUGAAGCUCCGACUGAAUCAAUAAGUACAUUAACAGUAAAGUCGGAACUUAGAUUUAAGGAAGUUUCUGGUUCGUUGCUACCAUACAUUGCUUUCGUAUGUACAGAAAGCGGCGAUACCGACAGAGGGAGUCAAAACUUGUUUUACUUCACAUACUGGUACAUUGAUGGUGUUAUUGAAUUUGUACAAAAAGGAUAUGAAGGAAUUGGAAAUUUAACUGAAGACAGUCUGCUUUCACGAGGAUUCAGUCUCGGCAUAAUGAUUCAGUGUGGUGUGAAACUUGCAAGAAACGCAACUGGUCUCAUGACAAAAUUGUUUAAAAGUGAAAGUUUUUUUGCCGGAAUUAGGAUUGAAGAAACUUUGAUUAAGAUGUCUUCAAACGAAAUAAAGUCACUAAACAUUCAACCGACAGUUCCAUAUGGUUGUUAUGCACCCAAAGAUAGACCUAUACCCACAGCUAGUUGUAGAACAAAGGUCCAUUUGUUUUCUCCCGAGCGAGAUAGGUGUGUGCUCUCUGAUACAAAUUUGGGUGCACAAAAUAUAAAAUCUCUUCAGGCGCUCUGUGGUUUUGAAAUUUUGGGAUGCUAUCCUGGCGAUCCUGAAUGUAGUGUAACUAAGCAGACUUCAGCUAUGAAUAUUACAACAAGAUUUCUUAGCUACGAUGAUCCGAAAUCGUACGUACUUCGUCUUGUGACACAAAGUGCAGGCACUCACGAAAUCUGGAAAGGUUCUGUCCUCGAUGAUGUUGUGGUUAACAUUAAAGAUGAUAUUGACUUCAAAGAUAAAGUUUGUUUCUCACAUGUAGAUCCUCACAUGUGUACAGGAGAUGGAAAAAUAUACGAUAACAACGAAUUUGCAGGAGAAUUCAUUUUGUAUUGGAAUACAGAAUAUAAUAUUGUCAUACAGGAAAAAACAACCUCGUGCUUUUCGGAAUCGGAAGAGAAAGGACCUUUCUGUACUUGUGCAGUAGCAAUACGUGCUGGUGGAGAUAUUUUCUUGAUAAAUUUGUGUAACGAUUUAAAAUUUAUUGGCAUGACAGCAUGUAAAGAUAAUGGUGCUUUGGUCAUUCGAAAACAGGACGAGCUCAAUUAUCAGGUAGAGACACAUAUUGGGACACUUGUAAAGAUACGAAUCGGACCAAACCCUAGUAAACUUGAUUACACUAAUUUAAUGAACAUUGAUAUAGUCAUGGCGCCUAAAGACUUUAAUUCAACAAAAGGACUGUGCGGAAUAGUUGACUCGAUCAAAGAAAAUGACUAUCAUGACAGAAACGGAAAAGCUCUAGAUGAUAGUGAGGAAUUCAUUAAUUCUUGGAAAAUAGGCUCUGAAGACACCAAUUACCUUAGUCCGACUUGCAAUCCAAACGUGAGCACAUGGGAGGAAGAUGGGGAACAACUUUUCUGUACAUGUGAUUGUUUUAGCGAUGACUUGUCGUCCUCCUGCCGCACACUUAAUCCUGAAGCUGUUUGUUCUCCUACACAAUAUAUAAACUGUACUGUAGAACUACAGAAAACAGACGAUCUGUGUAGUAAUUUUAGAGACAAAUGCCUUCCCGAGAAUCGAAAGAAAAGAUCUUUUACUGUCGAUCCGGAUUUAGAAAUGCAAAGGCGAGCAAAAUUGGCCGAUACAACAAACAAUUCAAGACGAAAGAGGCAGACCAAUGAACAAGAGAACAUAUCAAAUGAGCAAGCGAUUGACUUUUGUACUAAUGCUAUCGGUCAAUCAAUAGCGUCUAAGAAACUUUUUCAAAUUUACUGGAAGGAUAUGUCGACACUUCUCAUAUAAUCGAACAUUGCAGAUACGAUGUUUCAGUAAGUCAAGACAGAACGUGGUCUGAUGCUCAUGUGGAGGUAAUGAAAGAUGCUGUACAAAUCGGAUUCAAAAGGAAGGCAAACUUUACGGAAACUCACAGGGAGACGUUGAUUUCUUUCAAGAAACAGUCUUGUUCGUCA
Ruditapes philippinarum (Manila clam) is the source of this 2546-nucleotide messenger RNA. Its product is annotated as von Willebrand factor D and EGF domain-containing protein-like. Lineage: Eukaryota; Metazoa; Mollusca; Bivalvia; Venerida; Veneridae. The coding region runs from base 109 to 2379 and encodes 756 amino acids. The record is from RefSeq and is a predicted model, not a curated record. The transcript has 16 exons.